AUGACAGCCUGUGGCACUGGGGAGGGGUUUGGAGCAGUGACCUGGUGGGGGUUCAGCCCAGCAAUGGAUUUCCAAGGAAAAGGUUUAACUGCUUCAAUGAAGGCUCUGAGCUCAAAAGAUGAUAAUGUUCCUGAACUGAAUAUUCUCAUGGUUGGUGCUGGUGAUAGCCGACAUCUCUUAACAACUAUCUCCCGGGUUCACCGCUGGCCACGGAGAAAGAUUAAUUUCUACAUUGUGGAGAAUAACUUGGAGUUGAUAGGCCGACAUCUUCUUUUUCUCACUGUUGCUUUAGAACCUCCAGGACAGAUGGGUUUACAAGAAAAGAGUGAAUUCCUGCUUGAGUUGUUUGGUAAUAGUCUGAUACGGAGUCAGACUGCAGCCUACCUGCAGGACAAGGCUAACCUUUUCAUUCAAUACGUAACAGACCUUGAUUUUCUUCAUAAGAAACUGCCAAUGAUUGACAUGUCGGGCCUGAAGUUUAAAGAGAGAGAUCAGUUGGAAGCAAUUUUUAAAUUCUGGAGGAAUCCUGAUCAAAAGGUUUUUCAGAUCAGUCGGAUGUGGGAUUUACGAAACAGACAAUACUUGGGCAACCGAUACGACUCUAAGCAAGGAGUCUACGACUGGGACUUACAUAUGAAAUUGUAUGAUCGAGGGGCUCGUGUAAUAAACAAUCGACAAUACUAUCAGUGGAGAGAUAAAGGCUUGGCAUUUGAGGUUCGUGAGGGGUUGUAUGAUGUUCCGAACAAAUCGCUGGCUUCUGGGCUGCUUUUGAAUUACAAAGGGGAGAAGGUUCCUACCCGUGGUUACUGGGGAGAUAUUGUCACAAGCCCAUACAUUGCUUUUGGAAUUGAAACUGAGGAACAAUCUUUGCUGAAGACAGCAAAUGGCGCCCAUAUAAAGACAGCACAGGAUAUCUCUCAGUAUAACAUAACAGCCUUGCUCCAUGAGCUGGUUGCUAAGGAGAGAUAUGCACUGUUGCAACCAAUGGAACAGGCCACCUUGAGUGAGAUUACAGAAGAAGAGGAAAGCGAGAUGGAAAAUUACUCUUCUAACAUAAAGGAUAAAUCGACGCUUGCAAAUCAGCAGCCAGCGAUUGUGUUAGAGGAAGGAAUGGUGAAGCAAAACAAUGAGGUGGAUAACACAGGGUCCAGUGGAGGGAACGGUACUGCUGAAUAUGAUUACCUCCCCCUGCCUGAUGUGAAGAUUCAUUUCCUACCAGUAAACUGUGUAACAGAGCUUCGUAAAAAGAGCAUUUACAGUAAUCGAUUUAAUGUGAUCUACUUUUCCUGCGGUAUGAUUCACCAGCUAAUACCAGAAUUGAAGCAGAUCACUGCACCACAAGCAACUCUAAUUGUGGAAUUAACAAAAUUUAUGCUAGAUCUGCGGAAGGAACUGAUAACCAAGUUUGCCAACCGUGCAACCGAAAUGGCUAAGGAGGCAGGCUUUGUACCUUUUGGGAAUGUGGAUGACGAGAAGGACUCAUUUGCACGAUUUGAACUGAAGAGUGGACCAUAACUUUGAUCAUCCAGCGUGAGGGCAGAGGUUAGCUGAGUAAAACAGAGGCAGCAAACAUCUCUGCUAUCACGUACUGUUGUCCUGAUGCUUUUAAAAAUGGAGGUGAUGGCACUGGGACAUUCUAAUGGGAGCACAUCGGGUCUUAGCACAUGAACAUCAUUGUAAAACAACCAAUUGAACGGAUUAUAAUUUCAAGCUUGUGGUGCUGUGAUUGAAAAUUAUUAUUUACAAAAAUUUCUACAUUAAGAUUUAAAUU
Carcharodon carcharias (great white shark) is the source of this 1771-nucleotide messenger RNA. Its product is annotated as dynein assembly factor 3, axonemal-like. NCBI's taxonomy places the organism in Eukaryota, Metazoa, Chordata, Chondrichthyes, Lamniformes, Lamnidae. The transcript is spliced from 11 exons. Gene Ontology annotation, biological process: motile cilium assembly; axonemal dynein complex assembly. The record is from RefSeq and is a predicted model, not a curated record. Bases 1 to 1515 code for a protein of 504 amino acids.